CUACGUUUUUGUCAGUUGUGGUUGACAUGGUAGAAUUGUAAAUAACUGUAAAGGGGUCGUUUCCAAUAGCCCGAAUUUAAUCUGCAGUUUGGCGCCUCUAUCGUUUCCCGCGCCAAUUCGGCAACUCGUCCAAUUUGGCAGUCUGUUCAAUUCCCGUCUAAUUAAACCCUAAUUACGCGCACUCUCUCCACUUCGUGUCUCUCCCUGUAAUCACAUUGCAUAUACCAUACAGAAAUUCGAAGAAGAUGUUCUACUCGCAGACAUUUCUGGCUCGAAAAGGUCCAUUAGGGACUGUGUGGUGCGCAGCUCAUCUACAGCACCGCCUCAAGAAGUCUCAUUACACCUCCACCGAUAUCUCCUCCACCGUCGAUCGUAUCAUGUUCCCAGAAGUUCCCAUUGCGCUGAGAAUGUCAGGCCACCUUUUGCUAGGUGUUGUUCGGAUAUAUUCAAAGAAAGUUGAUUAUCUUUACCAUGAUUGCAAUGUGUUUCUUAUUGGAUUAAGAAAAGCUUUUGCUUCCAUAGAAGUUAAUUUGCCAGAGAAUGCCACAACAGCAAAAUUUGAAUCUGUUACUUUGCCCCAAACAUUUGACCUUGAUGCGUUGAAUGUGGAGUUUGAUACAUAUCCUGAUGGGUCCCCAGAUGAUCAUACGAAGAGUCAGGAAGAAAUAACUCUUCAAGAUCAAAUUCCUACUGACAGAGAUCCUUAUGUUGUUAUAUCUUUUGAUGAGGAUAUCAUGAUGGAUGCAUUACCAUCAAAACAUGAACAUGAUACUGAUGCUGGGAUCAGGUCAAUGGAGGAGGACAUCCUUGCUCCAUUAGAAGUUGUUACAGAUAUGGGUGCUCCACUUGCCAGUCCUAUUAACCAGAUGGAAGUCCCUACAGGAAUUGUUGAUCUUCCAAGUACUCAGACGACAGUGCCUAUGGACACUGCUGAGAUUCAAGAUUUGGGUCCUAACAACCAGACAGAACUGCAAACUGGUAGUCCAGAUUUUCGAGAUCCUGGCCCCAGCAAUCAGACUGAGGUUAUUAAUUCAAUGCUUAAUGAUGACAAUUCCCCACCAGAAAUUGAAAUCAUGCGUGAUCCUGUCCAGGGUUUUAGUCCAGAAAAACUUCCUUCAGGUUUUCCAGAUCACCAAAAUGAUGCCUUUCAACCUACCACAUCUUUUGACCAAGGUUUGAAUGAGAAGGAAAUACCUUCUCCAUUUAAGGAAGAUGCGUUGCCUUCUGGAGGGCAGCCUUCACCAUUUCAGCGGCAUUCGGAGGCACCCGAAAAGUUUAUUACAGAUAUUUCGUUUGGGAAUACAUCACCUGAACUUGCCAUACGUUCAACCCCACCUGUUCAACAGCCAAGACCGAGGCAGAGAAAGAGAAAGCAUUUCUUUGAUGAGUCCACAGUGUUAACUAAUAAGUUUAUGAAGAAGGCAUUAGAAAAUUCUGGUGAUAUAUUAAGGAGGAGGAGGGAAAUCCCUUCCACUGCUUUGGGCAUAUGGAAGUUAAACAACAAGUUAAGAAGGGAACAAGUUUUGUACGAGCCUUCAUUAACUGGAUAUUCUGCCAACAUAUGCAAUCUUUUUAAGAGGGACUAUAUAAUUACAAAAUCUCAUUUAACUCUUGAAAGGGAAGCUACUCCAGAGCCUAGGGUUGUGACAUCUCCUGCUCCUUCAACUGAAGCAAUUGCAGAAGCUAGGGAUGCAAAUUCACCUGCCCCUGCAACGGAAGUGGUAAUUGAGGCUAGGGAUAGAGCUUCUCCUCCUCCAAUAACUGAAGAAAUUCCAGAGCCUACAAGUGCACAAUCUCCUGUAUCAGAAGCUGAACCUGAUCCAGAAAUUGAACGUCUUCGGCAUCAUGAAGGCCAAGAUGGCAAUCGUCUGUUGCCUGAUUCUCCAGCCAGAUUUAUGCCUUCUCCAGGAAGAUUUGUAUCUUCUCCUUUUAGAAGAGAUGAUUUUACUCCCAACACAGAAAAAAAUUUAGGAUCAGGGUCAGUACCUUGGGCUCAAACUAGUAUUGAAACUGAAGUGAUGCCUACACCAGGUAUUUCAGCAUCUCCUGGCACUUGCACUACUGAGCCAGAAACGCCAAGGACAUUUUUGGAGGAUCAGUUUGAUCCAGGGCACACUGGUCGUUCAGAUAUUCCUGAAUCUAUUGCAGAAACAGAGGACCUUCAUUUUCUGGAAGCAGACAACACCCCAGCUGGAUCCCAAGGCACGCAAAGCAUUGAUUCACUGUCUGUGAGAUCAAGGGCUGUGGCUCAAUAUUUAAAAAGACAUUCUCUCAGUACCCCAUUAUCAGAAGACCAGUCUAGAGAUCUGAGUCUCAACAAGAUCUUAGAGGGAAAAACAAGAAAGUUAUGUGCUCGGAUGUUCUUUGAAACAUUGGUUUUGAAGAGUUGUGGACUGAUUGAUGUAGAGCAAGAGCAACCUUAUGGUGAUAUUAUUUUAAAGUUGACUUCUACUCUCACAAAGGCCCAAAUAUAAUUAUCUUAUAAGUCUAUUCAAUGAAUACGCUGGCCUUUCUAUUUAUAGGUUAGGUUAUGCAGAGCAGUUUGAGGAUCCGGACCUGGGCACAGAAGGUGUGUUAUGCCUUGCAGAUCGUUGCCAAGUAAAAAGAUUCAAAAAGAAAGCUGAGAAGCCACCCAAUGUACAGCAACAACAACUUGAAUAUGGAACUUUUGUGAGCAUCAGCCUCUAUUAUAGUAAUGGUAUGAGCAUGUAAACCAUGAGGUGGCUUUAACUUAUUGUAAUUAGAAAGUCAGUGAUUGCCCUCACUUUUUGUAAUUUCUUGUCAUAGUUUGAUUCAACUACCAGAGGCACCUUGUAAAAUUUUCUGAUCCUCAUUUCUACUUGUAUAGUUAGCAGUCAGGAGGUAGGUGAAUCAUUUGGCAGUUUAUAUAUUAAUCAGUUUCUUUACUAUGC
Messenger RNA from Jatropha curcas, 2912 nucleotides. Its product is annotated as sister chromatid cohesion 1 protein 3. Gene Ontology annotation, biological process: sister chromatid cohesion; replication-born double-strand break repair via sister chromatid exchange. Gene Ontology annotation, molecular function: protein binding; chromatin binding. Gene Ontology annotation, cellular component: cohesin complex. NCBI's taxonomy places the organism in Eukaryota, Viridiplantae, Streptophyta, Magnoliopsida, Malpighiales, Euphorbiaceae. The record is from RefSeq and is a predicted model, not a curated record.